AUGUUUGGUGGCGGCUCAAGCUCAUCAGGACCAAAGACUGAUAGUGAAUCCACGCCCGAAGGCAAAUCGCCCUCUCCAGACUCAAGCCCCGAUGCUACCAGCCCUACGGCCGUCGAUAAUACGGACCUCGUAGCUGGCAGAGAGAAGCGCAGCGGCAACGGUAGCCCUCCCGGCCAGGCCGACAAUGGCUGCUCCUCGGACAAGAAGCGCCGAAGUAGCGGUGUCGGAAGCAAAGCAAGCAGCUUGCUCGCCUCGGCGAGGAAUUCCCUGAAUUUCGGCCAAGCCAGCCGUGGCAGCUCGGAUCUCGGCGCGCAGACUCCUCUGCAGAAGCUCGGCAGGCAAGAUUCCGCCCUCGUCGUGCCCCAGGGCCAGCAAAAUAACUCGGCCGGCGAGUCGGUCCCCGGCCCCAAAUCCACCUUCCGCGUCGGCGUCUGGGAGGACAGGAACAAGAAAUGUCGACGGACCAUGGAGGACACUCACGCCUUUCUCUACAAUUUCCUCGACACCCCUGCCGCGUCCGUGGGCACGAGCGAGAAGAACAAACCUUGCAGAGACAAGGCGGAGGCGUCUGCCCGCGACGUUGUUCAGUCUGACAACGGCUACUUUGCCAUCUUUGAUGGACACGCGGGGACCUUUGCCGCGGACUGGUGUGGGAAGAAGUUGCACAUCAUACUCGAGGAAAUGAUCAAGAAGCAUCCAACCGUCGCCCUUCCGGAACUUCUCGACCAGACCUUUACCACGGUCGACGCUCAGCUCGAGAAGUUGCCGCUGAAGAACAGCGGCUGCACUGCCGCCGUCGCUGUUUUGCGUUGGGAGGAACGCGUGCCUGGCGACCGAUCGGGCACGGCCUCUGUGCCCUCUGCCUCUCCCGCCACGGAAGCAGCCAAGGCGGCCACCAAAGCGGACGACAAAUCGCCCGAUGCUCACUCGUCAGACAAGGGGAAGGAACCUUUGACGGAUGCAUCCGACGAUGCGGAGAAGCGUCCAUCCGAGACUCUCCAUGCGAGCUCCAAGGGCUCCACAAACCGCCGGCGCGUUCUCUACACAGCCAACGUCGGCGAUGCGCGCAUCAUUCUCUGCCGCAGCGGCAAGGCAUUGCGGCUCUCGUAUGACCACAAAGGCAGCGACGAGAACGAGGGCAGAAGGAUCGCAAAUGCAGGAGGCCUCAUUCUGAACAAUCGCGUAAACGGUGUCCUGGCCGUCACUCGGGCUCUCGGUGACGCGUACAUGAAAGAGCUGGUCACCGGACACCCUUAUACGACGGAAACAGUGGUCCAGCCUGAUUUUGAUGAGUUCAUCAUCAUUGCUUGUGAUGGACUUUGGGACGUAUGCAGCGACCAGGAAGCCGUGGACCUAGUUCGAAAUGUCCAGGAUCCUACGUCGGCGUCCAAGCUGCUGGUCGACCACGCCCUCAGUCGUUUCAGCACCGAUAAUCUCUCCUGCAUGAUCGUUCGCUUCGACAAAGAAGCCGCGGCGAAGAGGCUCAAUGCCAAACCCGGCGGCUCCGAAUCAGCUGCCUGCGCAAAGCUCAGCGAGGUGGAGAAGAUUGUCCAGGACACGAAGCAGAAGAUUGCAGACGGAAGCACCCCUGCGGUGGGGGUGUCUGCGAGCAACAACGGACGCGGAUACGAUAUUGUAGCUUCCGACGAGGGUAGCUUCGUGCCCACGACGCUUGAUGGAACUGUGGAAGAAGAGCCAUAUGCCACGGGACGGAAGGCAGGCCGCCUGUACAUGGUAUCUCGCUCGUCCCGUAUCGGCAUUCACACAUACAAGCAUACCACAGUAUUUGGAGAGUUGUCCAGCAGCGUCAAAGCAAUAUACUCCACAGCCUGA
Molecule: messenger RNA, 1833 nt
Organism: Drechmeria coniospora
Lineage: Eukaryota; Fungi; Ascomycota; Sordariomycetes; Hypocreales; Ophiocordycipitaceae
Product: protein phosphatase 2C
Exons: 3
Coding region: 1-1833 (610 amino acids)
Biological process (GO): protein dephosphorylation
Molecular function (GO): cation binding; protein serine/threonine phosphatase activity
Source: RefSeq, a predicted model, not a curated record